Messenger RNA from Chaetomium globosum CBS 148.51, 1917 nucleotides. RefSeq lists its product as uncharacterized. Lineage: Eukaryota; Fungi; Ascomycota; Sordariomycetes; Sordariales; Chaetomiaceae. The transcript has 3 exons. Gene Ontology annotation, molecular function: mRNA binding. The record is from RefSeq and is a predicted model, not a curated record. Bases 1 to 1917 code for a protein of 638 amino acids. Gene Ontology annotation, cellular component: cytoplasm; nucleus.
AUGAACCAACAACCCGACCAUUACUUCCCGGCCUACGCGAUGAGCGCCGCAAACCGGUCCCCCCGCUCUUCGAGACCGGGCUACAACACCACCACUGGUCAUCCCGGCCUCAGCCGUUUGGACCAGCGGCAAAUGGACCCUGCCGUCCAAGCUCCCACAGCGCUUUUUGCGGCCGAUGACCGCUUCGGUUCGUACGAUGGCAAUGCCUUCAGGCACAAUAGAAUGCAACCCUCGCCAGGCUUUGCGGCGGACAACUUCAUGGGCAAUGCCCAGGCCUGGGCCUAUAACUCGGGUGCAAGCACCGUGACCGGUGCGCUAGGCGAUGGAAGGCUUCGUUCAGGCGCCCGGAGGGCAAUACCCCAGGAGUGGACCAUGCCCGAACAGCCCGGCCUCGGAAGCCAACCACCGCCCCCGGUCCCUUCUGCUCAAUAUCCUGCAGUUGGUAGCUUCAACCCGGCCAUGAACCUCAUGAACGGCGACGGAGCAUUUCCAAGCGAACGUCACGGCUACCCGACCAACAUGUACGAUCCUCGCCAUGAGGCCAAGGCAUUGGGCAACGACCUAAUCCCGACUGCCAUAGUCAUCAAAAACAUACCCUUCAAUGUGAGGAAGGAGAUGCUUACGACCAUCAUGUCCGAGCUAGGGCUGCCGCAGCCGUAUGCGUUCAACUACCAUUUCGACAACGGCAUCUUCCGUGGCCUCGCUUUUGCCAAUUUUCAGAACCCGGUCGACACGCAGACCGUCAUUGAGCAAUUAAACGGCUACGAGGUUCAGGGCAGGAAGCUGAGGGUUGAGUACAAAAAGAUGCUACCUGAGCACGAAAGAGAGAGGAUUGAGCGGGAAAAGCGGGAGAAGCGCGGUCAGCUCGAGGAGCAGCAUCAGCCCAUAACUCUCCAUUCCCAAUCCUCGAUGCAUUCGUUGAACGCGGCACACACGUCCCGGACUCGAAACUCGCCGUUGCGCAAGUCUCCUGCGGAGGCUCCCGCGAGAAGCGCGGCCGCGAACCCCCAUGCGGCCCCUGGAGAUGUGGACCUUAACAACCCGGACACGCUGAGCUUUUACACCGAGUUGAUGCUCUUCAAGAGCGAUCCGAGUCGCGAGAUCAUUGUUUUCCCCAGUACCAUUACCCCCCAGCAACGGCGUACCGUUCACAUCCUCGCACAUAACAUGGGUCUCGAACACCGGUCCGUGGGCGAGGGACAACACAGGCAGAUCCAUGUUAUCAAGGACAGCGGGGCUGCGCCAGCCAUCCACAUGCCUCCAGGUGUCUCCGCUGAUGCCCACCGCAGGGGUUUGAGCCGCGCCGCCACGAUUGACUUUGCCGAAACGCGCGGUAGCGUGCCCGGUCAGUACAAUACGCUAGGCAGACAGGGUCGCCAUGGCCCGACCCUGGAACUUCCCGACAGCCCGGAUGGCGGUCUGAAUGCGCUUCGCGGCGUCAAGUCGUUCGCCGAUCUCCGGUCCUACACGCCGAGCCCGUCCUUGUCCACCACAUCGGGAUACCCCCAAGGGAACAGCGCCCACGCGACGAACGUGGCUCAGUACGGUGAGUACAGCGCCAGCCUCGGCCAGCCCAGCGCUCUGACGACACCAACCACGCCGGGCGCUGCCUCGAACAACGAACCGUCAUCCAUGUUGAUCGGGGAGCUAGGCUCGCUAAAUCUGAACGAGUCAUUCAAUGGCAACCGGCUGCGACCUCGGGAUACUCCGGGUGCCAUCGGAAGCCAGCGCCCCGGCCUGAACGGAACCAGCACCCGCAGCGUGCCGGAGCGCCAGCCUCACGGGCCCAGCGGCGAUUGGGGGGAGAAAAUUGGUUUCGGGGGGCGAGGCCGGACCAAUGGCCACAUCCAGCGAGGCAGUGACUCGUCCGACAACGGGGUUCGCACAACAUCCUCCUCGGCGUCGAGGUUCCAGUAG